GAGCUCAACAAAGUGCUUUGGUCUUGUCGCACCACACCAAGCUCGGCCACGGGCGAAACCCCUUUCAGCCUGGCCUAUGGAGCUGAAGCCGUCAUCCCAGUAGAGGUUGGAUUGCCAUCCGAUCGAGCAGACUGGCAUGACGAUCUCAACAAUGAGCAACUUUUGAGAGAAAACCUAGACUUCGUAGAAGAGGUCAGGGAGAUGUCUAGAAUAAGAAACGUGGCACAUCAAAACCGCGUUGCAAAAUUUUACAAUAAAAGGGUUCGAGCUCGCCAGUUUCAAGUUGGCGAUCUGGUUCUACGCAAGGCUGGGUUAACUAACACUCAUUCACACAUGGGUAAGCUCGCUCCUAAUUGGGAAGGUCCCUAUAUGGUGGUUAGGGUUAAGCGACCUGGCUCUUACGUGUUAGCAGAUAUACACGGGCAUCAGUUACCUUACCUUUGGAAUGUACAGAAUCUUAGGAAGUUUUACAGCUAAUGUGUGUUAUGUUAUUUCGCUUGAGGUACUAUCCAUCAGUUGUAAACAAACGAUAUACCGAAAAUACAACACAAAUUCAAAGAAAAGUUCAUUUUGUAU
This is a messenger RNA of Rubroshorea leprosula, 576 nucleotides long. The record is from the annotation of a GenBank genome assembly. Lineage: Eukaryota; Viridiplantae; Streptophyta; Magnoliopsida; Malvales; Dipterocarpaceae.